AAAUUACAAAAAUACAUUGAGAAAUCAUUUAAAAGCCACACGCUUCAUCCGAACAUCCUCAGUGACAGUCAUAGUGAACAAAAUGAAAGUUACAUUGGUAUUGAUCGCAGUACUCCUCGUGCUCCAAAACAGGAGUAUCUCCGCCAAUCUGAGUGCUUCAGAGAUUGUCUCUAAUCUCUUCGACGCUACUUUUAAUUCAACUGGAUUUUCGGUGGAAGUCGUUAUAAGUGAACCAUUUUCUGCUCGUGAAGCUUGUGCUAACGAGCUCAAUGAUUCUAUUCGGAAAGACAUUGCCGAUGCUGGGGCAGACAUUCGGCAGGCAUUGAGAAUUCAACAAACUGUCGCUCAGGAAAAUUGUGAAAACCUAAACCGACUGAAAAAGGAACUCGUAGCAAAUAUAAACAAGUGCGUCGAACAAAAUGCAAACCAUUUUUGCCAUUUCUCGGCGAUACAGCAUACGAUCCGAGAAAUUCAAGCCCUCAGCCAUAAUCAUAUUCCAGUUGACAAUGCACAAAUAUUCUUACGUUUAGUAGAACUCUGCAGGAGUUUAGAUAAAGAAUUUGCGAAAUAUGAAGUUUGCUUAUUGGAACACCCGGAAGUUACAUCCCUAAAACCACAAGCCUCGUCAGAACCCCCAGGCUAUUCGCUGAGCACUGAGUCAGAACCUACAGCCUCUUCGCUGACCACUGAAAAAGGCAGUUCUGAUUCCUCAGAGACAGAAGAGACCACAGCAAAGCCAAGUUCUGAUUCCUCAGAGACAGAAGAGACCACAGCAAACCCAAGUUCUGAUUCCUCAGAGACAGAAGAGACCACAGCAAACUCAAGUUCUGAUUCCUCAGAGACAGAAGAGACCACAGCAAACUCAAGUUCUGAUUCCUCAGAGACAGAAGAGACCACAGCAGGCCCAAGUUCUGAUUCUUCAGAGACAGAAGAGACCACAGCAGGCACAAGUUCUGAUUCCUCAGAGACAGAAGAGACCACAGCAGGCACAAGUUCUGAUUCCUGAGAGACAGAAGAUAUUAAGCAGGCCCAUUAAAUCUUCUAGGAAUUUUAUAAAAUACUAUUAUUUUCAAGAAUAUGUGAAUUGUGCGACAUUUUCGUAUUAAAAAGUUAAUUACUAUUUCAA
Messenger RNA from Bactrocera dorsalis (oriental fruit fly), 1126 nucleotides. RefSeq lists its product as uncharacterized. NCBI's taxonomy places the organism in Eukaryota, Metazoa, Arthropoda, Insecta, Diptera, Tephritidae. The transcript has 3 exons. The coding region runs from base 83 to 1006 and encodes 307 amino acids. The record is from RefSeq and is a predicted model, not a curated record.